This is a messenger RNA of Dibothriocephalus latus, 780 nucleotides long. NCBI's taxonomy places the organism in Eukaryota, Metazoa, Platyhelminthes, Cestoda, Diphyllobothriidea, Diphyllobothriidae. The record is from the annotation of a GenBank genome assembly.
AUGGCCAUCGAAGAAUCACAGAUUUCGGACUCCGUUUCGGCCAUAUCCUGCGGGAGGUUUGAAGACGAGCGUUUGCCCGAUUUGCCUAUUGGUUGCUAUUGUUGUCAGGUUACCUACAUGGACGGUCUCAUCUACUCAAUAGGUGGCCAUGACGGCCGGAGUACACUCCGAACCACGUACAUCUAUGACACGCAAACUGAGGCCUGGGGUCCAGGUCCGUCAAUGAGCUCUGCACGCUACCAGCACGGGAUCGCUACCUUCGAGGGCUGCAUCUAUGUUCUCGGAGGGCACAGCGGUUCCGGCGUCCUAGCCACGGUGGAGUGCCUGCGUACAGACGCUUCUGUUUGGUGCAGAGUAAGGAGUAUGCACCGCAAACGCUGGUACACCUCCGCGACCGUUUUCGAACAGAAGAUCUGUGUGGUUGGCGGCUGCAAUCAGUCGGCUCUGCAGAGCGUUGAGACCUUUGAUCCGAAAACUGGAGAGUGGAAAAACCUGCCGGAUAUGAAUUUCGCUCGUGUUGGGGCGGUGGCGGCCGGGUGGACUCGAGUAGCUGACAUGCACAGAGAACGCUUUGGUGGUAGGCUUUUUGUUCACAUACAUUCUUUGUUUGUCGUUGGAGGUCUGCGCAGUGAGGCUACCGUCGAGCGUUACGAUCCCGAACGUGAUCGGUGGGUCCUUUUACCAGAUCAGACCAAAACAUGUCGCUGGAGCUUCGGUGCCACCCUGAUACCCCGAAAACUUCUGCAUCUGUGUUUUGUCAAGCGAAACUGGUGGAAAUAA